This is a messenger RNA of Anopheles funestus (African malaria mosquito), 2246 nucleotides long. RefSeq names its product DNA repair protein XRCC1 (gene XRCC1). Bases 123 to 2246 code for a protein of 707 amino acids. Gene Ontology annotation, cellular component: nucleus. The transcript is spliced from 5 exons. Gene Ontology annotation, molecular function: damaged DNA binding. NCBI's taxonomy places the organism in Eukaryota, Metazoa, Arthropoda, Insecta, Diptera, Culicidae. Gene Ontology annotation, biological process: base-excision repair; single strand break repair; double-strand break repair via nonhomologous end joining. The record is from RefSeq and is a predicted model, not a curated record.
UGUGACUCAUUCCAAUCCCAUAGUCCAAUGUUUAUUUACUAUGCGUCAAAAUUGCGCGCCACAGCUGAAAAUGCACAAUAAUCGCUAUUCAUGUAUUUACACGCAUCGUAUGCACAGUUCAAAUGCCGUCCGUGUGUAUUAAAGCCGUAGAAUCGUUCAGCUCUGAAGACUCGAAUUACCCCGCUUCGAAUCUUUUGAAGCCCGCUAACAAGAAAUGGAAGUGCCGGCAAGCGGGCGAACAGCAGGCUUUUGUGGUGUUACGCCUCGAGGAACCAACCCAAAUCACCGGUAUCGAUAUUGGCAAUGAACAUUCGGCCCUGAUCGAAGUGUUGGUCGCACGCAGCGGUCCCAGUAAUCCAUCUUUCAGUGAAAUUUUACUAGCUACCAAAUUUAUGAACGCCGUCGACAGCCGCAAUUCGACCGGUACCAAUGGGGUGCAGUGUUUUAACACUUCCGCACUGAUACCUUCGGUGGCAAGUGAAAAGUGGGAUUUGGUCAAAUUCAUCUGUACCCAACCAUUUAAUUCCCGCGUCCGAUAUGGGCUUACGUUUGUCGCACUGCAUACAAGCAGCGGUACGGAGAAAAGCGAGCGUAAAAGUUUAGUGCCGGAAAAAUUUCAGCAGCAAAUUCGUGAGGAAGCGAACAAAGCGAAAACGUCAGUUGGGCUUAAUCUUGGUCGGUUUAAGCUGCGCGAAGAAUCACCAGAUUCGGACGAUGCAGGAUUCUCGAACAUAUUUUCUCGCUGGAAGAAUAACAAUACAACGAGCUCCACGACCACAACCGGGCCUACCGUCAGUGCUUUGAUGCGCGAUACAAACACACCGAAAGCGUUGCAAAAGAACAUUCCCACACCGGGAAGCGUAAGAAGCGUUGCGAAACAACGGCCUAAACCACAGGCAUUUGAGGAUAGUGAUGAAGAAGUUAGUAACAAGGCUAACACCAGCGUGACAGUAAAUCGUAACGAUGAAUCCGUCUUAUACGAUGCGGAAGAUGAUAAGCCGGCGAAGAGGAUUAAUGAAAGUGUGGCUGCAUCACACGCGCGCAACGAGAGUGGAAUGGCAAAGCGAGAAAUCACUACUACCCCCAAACCGGAUGCAAAAAAUGCUUCUAAGUUAAGCAAUGUGUCAUCGUCCAAAUUUAAAGACUUCCUGAAUCUGAACGGGUCAGAUCCGGAACCGAAAAGGAACGAUGAAAGGAAGAGCUUAAAUUCCUCCCCGGUUGUAACUAAAAAACCGAACCACAACUCUUCAUCCCAUAUCGAUCGCAAGGACACACCGAAUAAGUUAAAUCAUCAAGCUCGUCCGCCUUUAUCCAUCGAAAAGCAAAAGGUUCCUUCUUCUUCGAAGCGGUUGUCUUCGCCUACGAAAAACCCCGGAAGCAAUCGUGAUACUACGAUACCGACGAUGAAAAAACCAAAACUAACAAUCACGGACAACGAUAGUGAUGUGGAAGUGACAAAACCCGUGCAGUACAAACCGUUUGGAAAACUGCUGGAAAACGUUGUUCUGGUUAUUAGUGGAAUUCAGAAUCCAGACCGGGCAAACAUUCGCAGCCAAGCGUUAGCGAUGGGAGCUAAGUACAAGCCGGAUUGGGACACUUCCUGUACCCACCUGAUCUGUGCGUAUAAAAAUACACCGAAAUACUACCAAGUGCACGGCAAGGGAAAAAUUGUGAAGAAAGAUUGGAUCGAAAAAUGUUACACCAAUCGGAAGCGACUUUCGUGGCGCAAAUUUGCUCUUGAUACGGCGGAAGCUGAUGCGUCCGAUUCCGAGGGCGAGAUAGUAGAUAUAGCAAACAAGCCGGCAGAGCUGGUGCAACCAGCGGAAAGUCGUAGUAUUCCACCUUUGGUGGAAAACGCACAAGAGGAAGCCGUGAUGCUGCACGAACUAAGCGACACGGACGAAGAACCUGGCGGCACAAUCGCUCGAAAGGUGUACGAAAAAAGCACGGAAGAUGAAGGCGAUCGUCACGAGGAAGAUGUGGGUGGUAGUUUGGAUUUCUUUAAAGGCAAAAAGUUUUACCUUCAUCAGGAAUUAGGAGCCGUGGAUAUGAUUAAGCUGGAAAAGUAUAUUGAGACGUUUAAAGGAGCUGUUUCCAAAGAGAUGGCUGGCGUGGACUACGUGAUUGCACGCACCAAGCAUAGUUUACCGUUCAACAGUCGCGCUGAGAUGGUAAAGCCACUUUGGGUGUACGAAUGCAACGACAUGGAAUGCCUCAUACCGGUGAAUAGAUAUCGGAUUGUGUAA